Molecule: messenger RNA, 2090 nt
Organism: Soboliphyme baturini
Lineage: Eukaryota; Metazoa; Nematoda; Enoplea; Dioctophymatida; Soboliphymatidae
Source: the annotation of a GenBank genome assembly
AUGGAGGGCCGGCGACUGUCACCCCCGCCACUGGUCAAGCUAAUGGAGGGCUUACGCCCCGACGCCAGCCUUGGAACUUCUACCGAGAGCCACAGUCAGACCGGAAGCCCCUUGGUAGCGAGGUGGAACUGCAAUGUUUGGUUCCACAAGGCGAGCCACAACCGGAAGCUGAUUGAUAGCGGCAAUUAUACAUGCGGGGCGCGGAACGUUGCGCACGAAAGAUUAGCCAAACCUGCCGUUUUACAGAUAUACGUUGAUGGAAGUUGGUCGCAGUGGUCGGGGUGGAUCGACCCGUGUCCGACGAGCUGCAAGCACUUCGACCACAAUCGCCGGUCGUCAGUAAAACGGUCCAGGUUUCGUGUGUGCGACAGUCCUCCUCCGUCGAACGGCGGGGCCUACUGCCCGGGUGCGGACAAGGAGCACGAGGACUGUGAUCUGCUUUGCCCUGUCGAUGGUUCAUGGUCGACGUGGAACGACUGGACAACGUGCAACAUCGACUGUUACCAAACGCGGCACCGCCGCUGUGACUCCCCAACGCCACUCAACGGUGGCCGGAUCUGCCACGGCUUCGACCGACAGCAGCGCAACUGUUCUGAUGCCGAAUGCAUGCCCAAUAUACUUGGCAAGUCGGUGCUUUUGGAGGAGAAUUCGCUGAACGUCGUUCGAUCGAACAUGACUAUGUACGCCGGUCUAGCGGCAGCGGUGUUCGUCUUCCUGUUCGCUUUUUUGGUGAUGUUCGCCCUGGUGCUGCGCCGCAAGACCUGCCACCGUUGUAACAAGGAUUACGAAAUAGCGCCGACUAGCCCGGUUCACGUCGUAGCCGCCAACCGACCAGACGUCGCAAUGCACUCACCGUUGGUCUACGAUUUGGCCCCUAGCAUGAAGUCCGACCGAAGCAGGGUCGGUCUCUUGGCGUGUAAGCUUUCGGUCGGCUACGCAACACGAAGGAACUAUUUCGGUAUUCCAUGCCAACGAAGAUGUUCGAACACAGAGUGCCUGCUAAUGAGCGACCGAGGCAUUAGCUUAUUUAUUCCAGAGGGCGCUCUAAUCGAAGAGGACAUCGAGGUGUUUCUGUUGAUCUCGGAAAACCGUCCCCCGUUGAACGACAGACAGACGGCGCUCACUCCAGCCGUUUGGCUGGGCCCAGCCGGGCUGACUUUCAAAAAGCCUGCGUUUACCAUGUUCUUCAACGGCUCGUGCGAUGACGCGUUCAGCAACCAGUGGAGCCCUGUGGCGGUCGUCGGUCAGGAGACAUUGAAUACGUCCACCUACUGUCAGAUGGACCAAAACUGUUGCCACGUUCUGAUCGAGAACUCUGGCAAAUACGCAUUGGUUGGUGAGGGCAAGACCAACGCCCCACCCGUGUCCAAGAGAUGUCGUUUAGCGGUGUUCAUGGGCGAUUCUGGACUUCGAGUGUAUUGUAUUGCCGAUACUAGAGCAGCCCUUCAGUGGACGCUGGCGCAAGAGGAGGAGUUGUGCGGUCGCCUGUGUGCCGUGCAAUCAGAAACUCUGUUGCUGAAGCAAGGAUCAGACUUUUGUCUGUGCUUGGAGGGUCUCAGCCCCGGAUGGACUUUGCUGAGUGCCUCCAACUAUCAGGAAAUCCCAGCAUCCCACCUGUGGAAUAGUAACCCGGCGUUACACUGCACGUUCUCAUUGGCCAACAAAGAGAAUAUUCACUGUAUCCAAGACUUUCCGCUCACAGCGACACUGAUCGUCUGCCAAAAAGGCAGCAAAAGCUCCAGGUCCAUCAUCAACAUCGACAAUGAGGCAGUAUGGAACAUCAGUGAUACGUUCCGUGAAUUUUAUGCCCCGGUCAGAUUAUCGGCCCCGGUGAGGUUACGGCUUGCCGCGCUGCUCGAUCCUCCGACAGAAUCCGGAAACGAUUGGAGGAUGCUGGCCCGCAAACUUGAAGUCGACCAUUAUUUACCUUAUUUUGCAUCAAGGCCUUCACCGACAGACUUGAUCUUGCUGCUUUGGGAAUCCCGUCAACAAAGUAGCAAAUCUGUGAUUAGCCUGAUGCAAGCUCUACGCAUCAUGCAACGUGAAGAUGCAGCAUUCGUCAUAAGUACAUAUUUGGAUCAGGUUUGAAC